CCCAACCUGCCACUCUAUAAAACCUUUUCCUCCCAACCGACACCCCUUCACACAACUCUUUUCAGUUUCACAAAAACUAUACAUAUCACUAUCUUCUCUUCUUCACCUAUCUAUCUAUCUAUGCCUCCAAACUCUUUCUCUCUCUCCAAAAUCACUUCCUCCACCAUGCAACCUCUCACCAACUUUCUCCAAGAUUACACCUUCCUCCUUUUCACCUCCUUCUUCUUCCUCCUCCUCCUAUCCUUCCUCCAAUGGUGGCACCACCAUAACCACAAAAAACUUCCCCCUGGCUCCAUGGGUUGGCCCUACCUCGGAGAAACCCUCAAACUCUACACUCAAAAUCCAAAUUCCUUCUUCUCUAACCGUCAAAAUAGGUAUGGUGAUAUAUUCAAGACAAACAUACUGGGGUGUCCAUGUGUGAUGAUAUCGAGCCCUGAGGCAGCUAGGACAGUCCUUGUAACUCAGGCACAUCUCUUCAAACCAACAUACCCUCCCAGCAAAGAGAGGCUUAUAGGACCAGAAGCUGUCUUCUUUCAGCAAGGUGCCUAUCAUUCCAUGCUCAAGAAGCUCGUUCAGGCCUCCUUUUUGCCCUCCACAAUCAAACACUCUGUCUCUCAUGUCGAGCAAAUUGUUAUCAAAAUGGUUCCUUCUUGGACUAACAAAACCAUCAACACCUUGCAAGAGAUGAAAAAGUAUGCUUUUGAAGUAGCAGCAAUCUCUGCCUUUGGUGAGAUAAAGGAGUUGGAAAUGGAAGAAAUCAGAGAGUUAUAUCGUUGCUUGGAGAAAGGCUACAAUUCUUAUCCAUUACAUCUUCCUGGAACUUCCUAUUGGAAAGCAAUGAAGGCUAGGAAGCAUUUGAAUGAGAGCAUAAGAAGGAUAAUUGAGAGAAGAAAAGUGGAGAGUUCAAAGUAUGGAGGAGGACUAUUGGGAGUUCUAUUGCAAGCAAGAUCUUCACCAUCGAGAUCAAGAUCAACAUGUUCAAGAUCUUCAUCAUGUGGUGAGGAGAAGAAGGUGUUCAUGGAACUGAGUGAUUCUCAAGUAGCAGAUAAUCUGAUUGGUGUGCUAUUUGCUGCACAUGACACCACAGCAAGUGCCCUAACAUGGGUCCUCAAGUACCUUCAUGACAACUCCAAUCUCUUGGAAGCUGUGACGAGAGAACAAGAAGGAAUAAGAAGCAAACUAGCUAUGGAAAAUCGUGGACUUUCGUGGGAUGAUACCAGACAAAUGCCAUUCACAAAUCGGGUAAUUCAAGAAACAUUGAGAAGUGCAAGCAUUUUGUCAUUCACAUUCAGAGAAGCAGUGACAGAUGUUGAGUUGGAAGGUUACACAAUUCCGAAAGGUUGGAAGGUCCUUCCUCUCUUCAGAAGCAUUCAUCAUUCUGCUCACUUCUUCCCUCACCCAGAGAAGUUCGACCCUUCAAGAUUCGAGGUACCACCGAGACCAAACACAUACAUGCCUUUUGGAAAUGGUGUCCACUCUUGUCCAGGCAGUGAGCUGGCCAAGCUAGAACUUCUUGUCCUUCUCCAUCAUCUCACACUUUCUUACAGGUUUCUCCCUCAUAAAUAUCAUAUGCACAUUCAUCAUCAUCAUCAUCAUCUCAUAUUUUAUAAAGUGUUUAACUUUUUAUUUACUCUAAAAUCUAGAGUCUUUAGAAGCAAGUUUUCAACGUUUAUGAUAGAGAUCGACCAUUAUAUUACAUGGAAGAUUGAUUGAGGAAGGUGGUCCUAAUUAAUUAUGUACUGCUUCUGCAUGUUCCUUAAUAUGUGGAAGUGGUCCUCUUAAAGAAAAGAAAAAAAAAGGUUUCUUUUAAUUAAUUCUUAGGGAUCUCAUCAGUAGCAGCCAUGUAUUUCAUACGUAUACGUGGCACACAUGCAUGGUAUUCUUGCCAAACGUAUUCAUAACACUCUUGCACAUGUAACUCAUACACUCAUCUUCUAGAUUCAGAAUAUAGAAGAAAGGUCUUCCUAAGUAUAGCUACAAAAAGUUGCUAUACAUUAUUACAAAUUAUAUUUCUCUUCUUUUAUAUAUGUAUUGUCAUCGCCUUUCAUUUUUUAAAUUAAGAUAAUCACUGCAUAUCUCUCACUUUUAUGGACAAAUCUCGCAUACAUAUAGGGAAUAAUAAAGGAAAAUAAAUUCAUGUUUUCGGAGAGAUGAUAAAAGUUUAAUAAUUUAUUCAAAAUAAGUUUAAUAUAUACAAGAGUUGAAUGAAACUCUUAUAUAUAGAAAAUGAAAUUAAUUUAGUCUUUCAAAAUAGGUGAUUUUUAUGCUAUUUAAUAUUAUAAAAAAACUAGAUUUUUUGAAUUAUUUUAAAGAAUGAAAAUAACUAGUAUAAUAUGAAAGGAAUAAAAAAAUUAUUCAAAAGGAAAAGCCCCUUUUUUAUAUCCACUUAAUCAAUGAAUGUGACUUCACAUUGAUCUUUAUUUAUCUGGACCAAUCAGGAUUAAUUGUCCUUUAGUUUCUGAAGCAAGCUUGGUCCAGAAUUACUCGUGUGUGUAUAUAUAGAUAUAGAUAUAUACUAAAAACUUCAUAGUCAUAGGACACAGUGAAAAAUAUAUAUAUAUAUAUAUAU
Vigna radiata var. radiata (mung bean) is the source of this 2569-nucleotide messenger RNA. Its product is annotated as abscisic acid 8'-hydroxylase 2. Bases 121 to 1713 code for a protein of 530 amino acids. Gene Ontology annotation, molecular function: heme binding; oxidoreductase activity, acting on paired donors, with incorporation or reduction of molecular oxygen; iron ion binding. The record is from RefSeq and is a predicted model, not a curated record. The transcript has 7 exons. Lineage: Eukaryota; Viridiplantae; Streptophyta; Magnoliopsida; Fabales; Fabaceae. Gene Ontology annotation, biological process: sterol metabolic process.